CGUGCUCCGGGCCGGAGCUCGGGGUGGCUCUGGGCAAGGCCCGGAGCAGCGGCUCAGGGCCGGGCGGGCGUGAGGAGCAGCGCAGGAAUGCAGAGCCCAGAGGGCAGGACAGAGCCCAGGCCGGAGCCAGCCUUGUGGGGGGGCACACCGCAGUACGACUUUGUCUGCUUUGAGAAACGCUCCCGGCUCGGGAUUCCUGCGGAGGCAGGACACGAGGCCGCAGGGGACGGCCUGCGCUCCCCGGAGAGCUCCCUCAGCCACCCACAGCUUUAUGGCCGAUACACAGACCGGGUAACAGAUAACAUUUCAGACAAGGAAGCAGCAAAACUGCUGAAGAAACAGGCCCAAAGGAACAAUGGAAGACCCCUGAAACGUGACAGUCAAGUACAGAUCAAAGAAGAGCACUAUUCCAAAUGUCAAGACUGUGCUAAACGCAUCCAGAAAUAUAUCACCAAGAAGCUUGGAGAGGACUGGAUUUUCUUGGUUCUGCUGGGUCUGGUGAUGGCGUUGGUGAGCUGGGGAGUGGAUUAUGCCAGUGCAAAGACCGUACAGGCCUACAAGUGGACAUACGGAGCGCUGCACCCGAACAUCCCUCUGCAGUACGUGGUGUGGGUGGCCUUCCCACUCGGCCUCAUUCUGUUUGCUGCCAGCUUCUGCCACUUCGUCUCUCCGCAGGCUGUUGGGUCUGGGAUCCCAGAGCUCAAGACCAUUAUGAGGGGAGUGGUCCUCAAGGAGUAUCUCACUCUCAAAGCUUUUGUGGCCAAAGUUGUGGCCCUCACAGCUGGGCUUGGAAGUGGCAUGCCUGUGGGGAAAGAGGGUCCUUUUGUGCAUAUUGCCAGUAUCUGUGCUGUGGUACUCAGCAAGUUCAUGUCGAUCUUCUGUGGGGUGUAUGAGCAGCCCUAUUAUUACACGGAUGUCCUGACUGUGGGGUGUGCUGUGGGUGUUGGCUGCUGCUUUGGGACACCACUUGGAGGGGUUCUUUUCAGCAUUGAGGUCACCUCCACCUACUUUGCUGUGCGCAAUUAUUGGAGAGGCUUCUUUGCAGCUACCUUUAGCGCCUUCGUGUUCCGAGUCCUUGCUGUCUGGAACAAGGAUGCAGUUACCAUCACAGCCCUGUUCAGAACAAACUUCCGUAUGGAUUUCCCCUUUGAUCUGCAAGAGCUGCCAGCAUUUGCCAUAAUAGGCAUAUGUUCUGGAUUCCUUGGAGCCUUCUUUGUUUAUCUCAAUCGGCAAGUGGUCCUGGGCAUCCGACGCCAUAAAGCUCUGAGCCAGUUUCUCACCAAAUACCGACUGAUAUACCCUGCAGUUAUAACCUUCUGUAUAGCAUCUGUGACGUUUCCUCAUGGAUUUGGGCAGUUCAUGGCAGGAGAGUUGAUGCCACGGGAAGCCAUCAGCACACUCUUUGAUAAUUAUACCUGGAUCAAACACUCUGGGGACACCCAGAUCCUAGGGAAAUCUGCUGCCUGGAUCCAUCCUAAAGUCAGUGUCUUUGUCAUCAUCCUGCUCUUCUUCCUUGUGAAGUUCUGCAUGGCUGUUAUUGCCACCACGAUGCCAAUCCCCUGUGGAGGCUUCAUGCCUGUUUUCGUAUUAGGUGCUGCAUUUGGACGUCUCAUUGGGGAAAUCAUGGCAUCGCUUUUUCCCAACGGGAUCCUCUUUGAUGACAUUCUUUAUCAAAUCUUACCUGGAGGGUAUGCUGUCAUUGCAGCUUUGACAGGAGCAGUGAGCCACACUGUCUCCACCGCCGUCAUCUGCUUCGAGCUGACGGGCCAGAUCUCUCACAUCCUGCCCAUGAUGGUGGCUGUCAUUCUUGCCAACAUGGUGGCCCAGAGUUUGCAGCCCAGCCUCUAUGACAGCAUCAUCCAGGUGAAGAAGUUGCCCUACCUGCCAGACCUGGGCUGGAAUCACAUAAGCAAAUACAACAUCUUUGUUGAGGAUAUUAUGGUCCAAGAUGUGAAAUUUGUUUCCUCCAACUGUAAAUACCGAGACUUGCAAGCGGUACUCCAAAGCACCACAGUGAAAUCUUUGCCUUUGGUGGACUCCCCAGAGACCAUGAUCCUGCUGGGCUCUGUGGAGCGGUCAGAACUGCAGGCUCUCCUCCAGACACACAUCAGCCCAGAGCGGCGACGGCUCCUCAACAGAGAAAGGCAGCAGAAGCUGAACGAGGCACCCUACGAUGGGCCCUGGGCAAACCUGCCAAAGCUGAAGCACGACUCUUUUGCUUAUGUCGAUGAGGAUGAGGAUACAGAGGAGAAGGGAGAGCUGCCUCGGCCUCCAAGUCCCACUCCCAGUUACCCAGAGGAGCCAAAUGGCCCAACAAGUCCUCUUAAACAAAUGCCUGAAACCUUGGAGCCCCAGCAACACUCAGGCAGUUUCAGGAGUCUGAGGCAACUGAUCCAGCAGCUCUUGUGCCACUGCAGCCGUCCACAUGAAACAGAGAGCACCAUCCAGGAGCCAGUGGAAGUCAUUGAGACAAUGACACCAGAAGAGAUAGAUGCUUGGGAACAGGAGGAGCUGGACAAGAAUGUGUGCUUUGACAGCUGCCGCGUAGAUCCCUCCCCUUUCCAGCUGGUGGAGAGAACUUCCCUGCACAAGACGCACACGUUGUUCUCACUGCUGGGCCUCAGCCAUGCCUAUGUAACCAGCAUGGGAAAGCUGAGGGGAGUGUUGGCUUUGGAAGAGCUCCAGAAGGCAAUAGAGGGCUCCACCCGUUCUGGGGUCCGUCUCCGACCACCCCUCGCCAGUUUCCGUGACAUCAACCGGGCUUCAGCCAACGCUAAGGCGGGGCAGGGCGCUCAGGCGUGGAGCCGGGAAGACAACGGCACGGCGGCAGCACAGCAAGCAGCCGAGAGCCCGGGCACCGAGAGCCCCCUGCCCCCCUGCUCCCACUCCCCCCAGCCCUCGCACUCACAGGAAGAGGGGGAAGUCCCCAGCUCCGCUUGUGCCACGGAUACUGAGCUGGAAGAGAUGGAGCUGACAGGGCCAGUUGCUGAAAACAUCUCAGACAUCCUCAAGGACAUAAACCUACGCACCACUGACCUGGAUGAAGAUGAGGAUGAGGAUGAGGAUGUUCCUUUAUAGCUGGUGUGAGGGUAGCAGUCCAUCACACUCUUCAGUGAGCCAGUCUUCUUGUGUUUGCUCCUCCAAGAGAAGCUUUUGUAUGUUCUUUGCAAUCCCCACAGAGGAAUGAUUCAGCUGGCAGGAGGGACAUCAGACUGACCCUUUCUUCUGCUCUUUCCCUCUGUGCAGACUGUUAGGCUGCUGCACUGUUCGGGCAUGUGCAGGCGACAGAUGUGGACUGCAAGGUGCCUGAGUGCAGGCUUACAGUGCUCCGGCUUGUGCCACGGCAGAGCACACUCUAACAGGACAUGGAUACUGCUGGACACAGUCAGGAUGCUCUGGGUCAAUCUGCCAGGUGGAAGUGGAGGAUCAGUUCUCACUCACCAUGGGUGCCAUCCUUCCACUCACACCAGGCCUGCACGCAGCAGAGUAACGCAGCCUGGAAGCAUACUGCUGCUUCUGACUGCCACCCUGUACAUGUUGCUGCAGCUCCUUUUCACUGGCUCUUACCUUGCACCCCCCCAAACAUUCCCAUGUAGAACAUUUUUAUUCUUUUUCAAUUUUUACUCUGGGAUUUUCCUGGAUGGGGAUGCAGUUAGGAGCUUCUCCUCUGUCCUAUAGCUGAGCCAUGCUCUAGAAACAGAUAGGAGGAAAAUAUUUGGUAUAUGUCUCAUGCCUUGAAUUCAGCCAAGGCUUUAGAAAACACUGGAAGGGAGAAAAGCUUCUUUGUUUUCCCAUCAUCUCCAGAAUUUUAAAACAGAAUGGGAAAAUCUUAAGUGAGGGCAUCCUCAGUGCUGGGGGAAGAGGAGUAAAACAGCACAUAUGUACCUAUAUUUCAAAUAACUGUGUUUGUCUCUCUGAAUCGCUGUUCACAAUUUUCCGCAGUUACAGUCUUAAAAUAUAAGAACUCAAGAAAAAAAAAAUUAUGGAGUGUUAGCAGGCUGCCAAGAAAUACAGCAGAGGGAAGCCACAUUUUCUACACUUUGAAAACAGGCUUCUUUCUGAAAACUCCAGUUCUCUUCCCUGGUAAUUCUACCCUGCCUACUUUCCACAUAUUUCUGCAUACCUCAGAUCUGAGAAUUCCAGCUCUCACUUUUGCCAGCUUGUCUCUGUUGUGACUAACAGCAGAGACCUCAACCCUUGUCUGCAGCAUCCCUCUCGAUUCCAGUUCUAAAUCUGGAGCAGAUCUGCAUCUUGCAAAAAGACGUCUUGUCAGUUCGUGUCAUGCAUGCAAAGCCUUGGCAUCCAAAGGUAAGAUGCUGCUUUAAUUCGCCGCUCUUGUGAGGUCUUCUCAGUAAA
Molecule: messenger RNA, 4356 nt
Organism: Ficedula albicollis (Collared flycatcher)
Lineage: Eukaryota; Metazoa; Chordata; Aves; Passeriformes; Muscicapidae
Gene: CLCN1
Product: chloride voltage-gated channel 1
Exons: 23
Coding region: 88-3078 (996 amino acids)
Biological process (GO): transmembrane transport; chloride transport
Cellular component (GO): membrane
Molecular function (GO): voltage-gated chloride channel activity
Source: RefSeq, a predicted model, not a curated record